Carya illinoinensis is the source of this 2094-nucleotide messenger RNA. Its product is annotated as protein FAR1-RELATED SEQUENCE 5-like. Bases 1 to 2094 code for a protein of 697 amino acids. Lineage: Eukaryota; Viridiplantae; Streptophyta; Magnoliopsida; Fagales; Juglandaceae. Gene Ontology annotation, molecular function: zinc ion binding. The transcript has 2 exons. The record is from RefSeq and is a predicted model, not a curated record.
AUGGAUACCCCAAAUGUGAGAAAUGAUGAGAUAUUGACUGAUAAUCAUGGUGUAGUGCUGGGGAAUGAUGAUGAUGAUGUGGUUUUAGAGCCAGAGUUGGGAAAUGAUGGAGAUGUGGUUUUAGAGCCAGCAACGGGAAAUGAUGAUGAUGGGGUUUCAGAGCCAACGUCGGGAAAUGAUGAUGAUGGGGCUUCAGAACCAACAACGGGAAAUGAUGAUAAUGGGGUUCCAGAGCCAACGCCGGGGAUGUUCUUUAAAACUGAGAAAGAACUAAUUUAUUACUACAAGCAAUAUGGGAGACAGGCUGGAUUCGGCACAAUGACGCAAAGAAGUAAGAGGGAAGAUGAUGGGAGUGUUAGAUAUGUAACACUCGGUUGUGCCCGUGGUGGUAAGGCAAGGAAACGUGUUACCAAUAUUUCUAAACCACGCCCAACAACAAAAACUGAUUGUAAGGCGAGAAUUAAUGUAGUUUUGGCUGAUGGUGUCUUACGGAUAACUACUGUCUACAAUGCACAUAACCAUGGGUUAAGUCCACAAAAGGCAAGAUUUUUUAGAUGUAAUCGCGCAAUUGAUGAUUCCGUCAAGAGGCAGUUAGAUAUUAACGACAAGGCAUGCAUAGGUAUGUCUAAAAGUUUUAACGCAUUGGUUGUUGAAGCUGGUGGUUUUGAGAAACUUCCUUUUAUUGAAAAAGAUGCAAGGAAUUAUAUUGACAAGGCUCGACACCUUAGACUUGGUAAAGGAAGUGCUGAUGCACUUCGUGGUUAUUUUGAGAGGAUGCAGUAUAAGAAUGAUGGGUUCUACUCAUCGAUGAAUUUGGAUGAUGAUGGUCGAUUAAAAAAUGUCUUUUGGGCCGAUGCACGCAGCAGGGCAGCAUAUGAGUAUUUUGGAGAUGUUGUGACAUUUGAUACAACAUACCUAACAAAUAGAUAUUGCAUGCCAUUUGCCCCGUUUGUGGGUGUUAACCACCAUGGACAGUCAAUACUUUUAGGAGCAGGGUUGAUAUCAAGUGAAAACACUGAAACAUUUGUUUGGUUAUUUGACACUUGGUUGAAAUGUAUGCAUGGAAGGGCGCCAAAAGCUAUUAUCACUGAUCAAGACAGGGCUAUGAAAAAUGCUAUUGCAAUAGUAUUUCCAAAUACCCGGCAUAGAUACUGUUUGUGGCAUAUAAUGAGAAAACUACCAGAGAAGUUGGGCUCAUAUGCUGAAUUUAAGUAUGGUUUGAAAAGUGUAUUGCAGAGAUGUGUUUAUGAUUAUCAGACUUCUGACGAGUUUGAGAAGUAUUGGGAGGUGUUUAUUGACACUUACAAUUUGAAGGAAAAUGCAUGGCUUCAAAGUUUGUAUGCUGAGCGGAAGUAUUGGGUUCUCGUAUACUUGAAAAAUACAUUUUGGGCUGGGAUGAGCACAACUCAGAGGAGUGAGAGCAUGAAUGCAUUCUUUGAUGAACAUGUACAUUCAGGGACUACGUUGAAAGAAUUCGUCGAUCAAUUCGACAAUGCAUUGAGGAAGAAAGUAGAGAAUGAGAUGGCAGCAGAUUUUCACUCAUUCAAUUGCACAGUACCUUGUAUAUCUCUUUUACCUUUAGAGAAAAAAUUUCAAGCAGUGUACAUGAAUUCGAAAUUUAAGGAAGUGCAGGCAGAAAUAAUGGGAAUUAUCUACUCUCACUGUGUUAUUAUAAAAACAGAAGGGGCGAUUACCACGUAUCAAGUUAAUGACCAAAGGGAAGUUGAAGACGGUAUCAAGAAGUCAACUUUGCAGGCGUACUUCAAUGAAGAUGAGUGUGAGGCGAAGUGCAUGUGUGGACUAUUUGAGAUGAGAGGUAUUAUUUGUAGACACAUUCUUUUUAUUUUCGCCGUAAGGGAUGUCCAAGUGUUGCCAGAAAAGUAUAUUAUGGAGAGAUGGAGGAAGGACAUUAAACGUAGAUAUGCUCUCAUUCGAAGUAGUUACGAUGACUUAAGUGGUAAACCAGCUGCUACUCGGUAUUCAGGUUUGAUAAAAUUAUGUUACGAAGUAGCUACAAAUGCAUGUGAAAGUGAAGAUAAUUCCCUAGACAUGACAGAGAAGCUUAAGAAACUGGAAGUUCGAAAAAAGUGUUAA